GGCGCCGGGAUUUCCUCCUAGCGGCUUGAGGGAGGGGCGGGCGGUCCUUAGCUGGUGCCCCAGGCACGAGCCGGCAGGGAGCGGGUGGGGUUCCGACCCAUCUCUUGUUCGGAGUUGGGAAACCCUUUAAAGAGCGGAAAGAACCCUCCUCCCCACAGAUAAAGAUAGAGAAAGUGAAAAAAAGAAAAAGUCAGUGAUCUGUGUCGAGGGCAAUAUUGCAAGUGGGAAGACGACGUGCCUGGAGUUCUUCUCCAACACAACAGACAUCGAGGUACGGCUUCCACCCCGGGUUCGAAGGAACUUGCAAAAGCUUGGUGGAUUUAUAAAGGGUGUUAGUGGAGCCUGUGCCCAAGUGGAGAAAUGUCCGAGGCCAUAAUCCUCUGCCCUGUAGGUCUCACAAGAUGGCUGUCAGUGACUGAAGAGACUGGAGUCCUGCAGAUAACGCAUUCUGAGGUAAAGCGCUGCAUUCUCCCCCCGCAGGGUCUGAUGUACCGUGAUGCCUGUCGAUGGGGCCUCACCCUGCAGACCUACGUGCAGCUCACCAUGCUGGACCAGCACACUCGUCCUCAGAUGUCACCUAUACGGAUGAUGGAGCGGUCGAUUCACAGCGCAAGAUACAUUUUUGUAGAAAACUUGUAUAGAAGUGGGAAGAUGCCUGAAGUGGACUAUGCGGUCCUGUCGGAAUGGUUUGACUGGAUUGUGAGGAACAUCGACGUGUCCAUCGAUUUGAUAGUUUAUCUCCGGACCACUCCUGAGACCUGUUACCAGAGGUUAAAGAUGAGAUGCAGGGAAGAGGAGAAGGUCAUUCCACUGGAGUACCUGGAUGCUGUUCACCACCUAUAUGAGGAGUGGCUCAUCAAAGGGGGCCAUUUCCCUGUGGCAGCCCCUGUUCUGGUGAUUGAGGCUGACCACGACAUGCAGAAAAUGGUAGAACUCUUUGAACAAAACCGGCACCGAAUAUUAACUCCAGAGAAUUGGAAGCGUGGUCCAUAGGACGGGAAGAGCAUGCCAGAAAAGUGCCCGCUGCUGCCAAGUUAGCUAUUAGGAGCAAUUUGGAGAAAUCCGCUCUCAGGAGGGCUUUCUAUCUGGCCACAUUUGUCUUCCUAAUGGUCUUCUCUCCUUCACCAGUGUCUUUAUCCUGGGUUUCUGGCCUUCGAGGGUAAAUGACAUAACAGGACCAAUGGGUUUGUCACGCCCUGUGGUGCUCGCAGCCUUGCAUCCUCCGGCACCUUCCCUGGCGGUUUCCCACCACUGGAUCCCUCUAAGUAAGGGCAGAGCCACCUGAUAUUAUGCUGGGCACAUGGUCUCAGCCUUCAGAGGGUGAGGUAGGGGUCUUACAUCCCAGGGGAGGAAGUUGAAGCUCAGAUAGGCUAAGGGACUCCUCAGGGUCACAUAGCCAGUGACGGUGGCAUCAGUACCAUUCAGACUUUUGGCGACUCUGAAACAACCUCUUGCCCCAGGCUGCCUCAUCCUGAGAAUCCUGCCUUCUCUGCUGGAGACCUCACAGGUGCGUGGGGAGGGCCCACGGUACAUACAGCCGGCACCAUCAUUUUCUCAUGAUUUGAGCAGCUUUCAAGGACAGUUAGCGUUUUUAGAUUUUUUACAGAAUUGUGCUGUGUUUGGCUUGAGCCCAGUGUUCAGUGGUUCCCUAGCGUGAGGCCCACAUGGCCCUUAGUACGUCGUCCUUGGGACUUCCGCGUCCUUAGGAGCAUCGUGUGUUGGCUGCUGAAUGGUGCUUGGUCUCCUUGGCGAUGAAGGUCCUGCUUGAGCUGCUGUUGAUUCCCUUUGGGGAAUGGCUUGUGGCACUGAGCUAGGGCAGGGGGCUGCCAGCCUGGUUUCUGAGGCUCUUUACUCCAUAGUGGCCUCAUGUGAGGAGCUUUGCCCUUGGAAUUCCUGAGAGUUUGUGGCCCGGGGGAGAGACACAAGUGGCCUUAAGUCUUUCCGAAAUGUUUUUCCAUCCAAGGGGACAUGUUGGGCUGUAGAGCAUGAAACCAUCUUUAUUAGUUCAGAGGAGAUCUUAGCUCCGCUCAGCUAUAACAGUGCAUUGAAGGCACAGCUGUCUCCUGAGUCAAGUAGGAAGCAAGAGAAAGGAACAUUCUCUUUGGGGACAGUCUGGACGGGGAAGUCAGGGCUGGCAAGCAAAGGCUCUUGCAGCACUGGUGCUCCUGACGUUUGGAGGUGAGUGGAGAGAGCUUCAGGAAGCCCAGCUGCAGACACGGGGAAGAGCCUGCUGUGAACUUUGGGGAAACAGGCCUCGGCCUCUCCGGUGCGGCGGUCGGUGCACAUGAAAACUGGAAGGCCUCAUCCCAGCCUCUGUGUGAGUGUGGCAUCUGCGAUACAGCUCUCUGGUGCUGAAUAGGUGACGGGUGCUCCUGGUGGUCCAGACCCAGAGGCGGUGCUGAGAGGGGAGUGCCCUGGCUCCCAUCUGGGCCGACUCGGGCCGUGGGGCAGUAGCCCAGUGGAGACGUGUCUCAGCCCAGAUGUCAAUGAUUGACCAAAAGCCUGGGGGAGGCAAAGCCUCUGCUACCAGGUAUCCUGACAUGCCGGGACCAUCUCUGGGACUUUGUAAACAAACAGUCCAGGUUUCCCCACAGCUCAGUUUGAGCAUCUGUUUUGGGGCAAAUGACUUUUUUUUUUUUUAAUCUUGUUCUCUGGUAGCCAAUAAAUCCUUCGCCUAAAACCUGGUGUUAAUUUUGGAGUGCUUCCUGUGCCAGGGAUCUUAGCUCCUUGCAGCAUUCUCAUACCAGUAGGGUAAUUUUUUAUUUUUUAAACACCAUGUUUCCUAACAUGAAUGUCCUAACAUCCUAACAUGAGCUCUCUGCCCUCCCACCCAGCACCAUGGAUAGGGUGCUGUGGGCGUCUGCAGGGACCGGGGCUGUUCGUAGAAAUCUCCCAGCUCUGAGAUGUCACAUGGAGUGGCUGGAGCCCAGCCCACCGAGGGCUGACCACCCCCACACCAUGUGGCAGGUGGGGCUGGUGGCCGCAGGGGUCACAGAGUAGCUAUGAACACUGCCGAGAACCAGGGCAAGCAAAGGGCAGAGGGCAUGUGGUAGGCAUGGGCCCUAGUUCUUUGAGCAGAGGGAAACGCUCCCCAGGGACUCCCAGGAAUGGCCAGGAGGAGCAUGGCAGGGCCUGGCAUCCCAGAAGAGCCAGAUGGGACAAGCCAGGGCAGUAAUGCUCCAGAUCUGUUGGUGUCUCCCCAUUCUUACCCUGAGGUGGGGUUCUGUGGGGCAUAAAGUCAGUCCACCCCAGAGCCACCUCAGCUGCUUUGCCUCUUGCUAAUUUAAAGUCUUGAACAGCAUAUACAUUUUCUUUGUCAGCAUUUUUAGUGAGAUAAUUCCACAUUCACAUUCAAGCUUUUUAAUUCUACAUGUA
Molecule: messenger RNA, 3375 nt
Organism: Camelus dromedarius (Arabian camel)
Lineage: Eukaryota; Metazoa; Chordata; Mammalia; Artiodactyla; Camelidae
Gene: TK2
Product: thymidine kinase 2
Exons: 10
Coding region: 361-993 (210 amino acids)
Biological process (GO): nucleobase-containing compound metabolic process
Cellular component (GO): cytoplasm
Molecular function (GO): deoxynucleoside kinase activity; ATP binding
Source: RefSeq, a predicted model, not a curated record